AUGGCGUUCAACAUUUUGGGUCUGAUGCAUCCGCUUCUUUCCGACGUUGCCCAAGUUGAGCCGGUAUGGGCAGACUUGAACGGAGGCAUGGACAAGCUACCCGAUCUGGCGGAAAUUAGCAUGAAAGUUCGCCAGGAGCUUAACGAAGUCGCUAACGUCCGCUCGAAGAUUAGUCUCGACAAUGCUAUGGACUUCAAAGUUAUCCAUGGUGUCGAAGCCAAAGCGAUUCACCAUCCAGUCAAAAUUUCACCUCGUGCGAACUUCACUCUACCAAUGCCCAAGCUGCGCCCCAACUUCGACAAUGAAACAAGCAUGACCUUGCUUCGUGGUAUGCUAGACCUAGACAAGGUUAUCGUCAUCGCUGGUUACGCCGAAGUUGGACCAUUUGGUAGCUCUCGUACCAGGUGGCAAAUGGAAGCCAAAGGCGAAUUCAGCAUCGAGGGCUUACUCGAAUUGGCCACAAUCACCGGUCUGAUCAAAUUCGUGGAUGGUAAACUCAAGAAUGGCAAACAGUACGUCGGUUGGGUAGAUGCUCAGACGGAAGAGCCGGUCGAUGACUCCCAAGUCAAAUCGAAGUAUGAAGCCCAAAUCUUGGCGCAUACCAGGCAUACCAGGGUUCGGUUUAUCGAGCCGGAGCUCUUCCGAGGCUAUGAUCCCAAGCGCAAGGGAUACACCCAAGAAAUCGAGCUCAAUCACGAUUUGGAAGCCAUCGAGACCUCGCGAGCUGAUGCCGAGAAGUUCAAAUUGCAGCACGGUGACAAGGUUGAUGUCUGGUUCGACGGUGACAAAUGCUUCAUCUGCUUCAAGAAGAAUGCCAAGAUUAUGAUCCCCAAAGCCGUCAGAUUCGACCGACUUGUGGCCGGCCAAAUCCCCACUGGCUGGGACGCUCGAGUCUUUGGUAUUCCAGACGAACUCAUUGCCCAAGUCGACCGAACUUCCCUCUGGGCGCUUGUAUGUACUGCCGAAGCACUCAUGAUGGCUGGGAUAACCGAUCCGUAUGAGCUAUACAAGUACAUCCAUCCCAGCGAAGUGGGAACUUCCCUCGGUUCUGGAGUGGGUGGAAUGAGCAGUUUGUCAAAAAAGUUCCGCGACAGACGUGAAGAGAAGGAUGUACAGAAAGACAUUCUGCAAGAAACCUUCAUCAACACUGUCGCCGGCUGGGUCAACUUACUCUUAAUGUCGUCCAGCGGUCCCAUCAAAACCCCAGUGGGUGCUUGUGCCACCGCAUUGCAAUCAGUCAAAAUUGCAUGCGACACCAUUCUCAGUGGAAAAGCAAAAGUGAUGAUUGCUGGUGGAUUCGACGACUUUGAUGAAGAAGGAAGUCUCGAAUUUGCAAACAUGCAAGCCACCAGCAACACCGAAACAGAACUAGCCGCCGGACGCGAACCCAAUGAAAUGUCUCGUCCGACCACCAGCACUCGAGCCGGAUUCAUGGAGUCUCAAGGAUGUGGUGUCCAAGUGCUCACGUCUGCAAAGACUGCCAUCGAGAUCGGUGCCAGUAUCUACGGCAUUGUAGCUUACACCGCAACUGCGACUGACAAAGCUGGCCGAAGUGUUCCUGCGUGA
Puccinia triticina is the source of this 1566-nucleotide messenger RNA. RefSeq lists its product as uncharacterized. Lineage: Eukaryota; Fungi; Basidiomycota; Pucciniomycetes; Pucciniales; Pucciniaceae. The transcript has 3 exons. Gene Ontology annotation, biological process: long-chain fatty acid biosynthetic process. Gene Ontology annotation, molecular function: 3-oxoacyl-[acyl-carrier-protein] synthase activity. The coding region runs from base 1 to 1566 and encodes 521 amino acids. Gene Ontology annotation, cellular component: fatty acid synthase complex. The record is from RefSeq and is a predicted model, not a curated record.